This is a messenger RNA of Biomphalaria glabrata, 1177 nucleotides long. RefSeq names its product enoyl-CoA hydratase, mitochondrial-like. The transcript is spliced from 8 exons. Gene Ontology annotation, molecular function: enoyl-CoA hydratase activity. Gene Ontology annotation, cellular component: mitochondrion. Bases 210 to 1085 code for a protein of 291 amino acids. Gene Ontology annotation, biological process: fatty acid beta-oxidation. Lineage: Eukaryota; Metazoa; Mollusca; Gastropoda; Planorbidae. The record is from RefSeq and is a predicted model, not a curated record.
CAAGGCAAAGUUUUGUGAUCAAAGUUGACUCUCUAGUGACUCUAGAACUACUAUUUUAGUAACUAGAGUUGUCUAAAUAUAGAUAGAUCUAUAGAAUCUAGAGAUUCAUGAGAAUCUAAGCAAGCAGACAAAAGCACUCUUAUUUAAAAAUCUAGAGGCUAGACAUUGUCUAGUCUGGUAUUGAUCUGUCCCAGAUAAAUUACACAAUCAUGGCACAACUGGGACGAAUUUUAAAACUUGCAAAUCGGGGCUCUAACAGUUACAGUAGUCUUCAAAGUCUUGCAAGAUUAUAUUCUACUGCUCAGUAUGAAAACAUCAAAGUGGAAAAAAAGGGAGACAAGCAGAAUGUCUUGCUGAUCCAACUCAACAGACCCAAAGCUCUCAAUGCUCUCUGUAAUAGCCUCAUGUCUGAACUAACAAAAGCCCUCCAAGAGGCAGAAGCUGAUAAAGAUAUUGGUGCUGUCGUUCUAACAGGAAGUGAACGAGCAUUUGCAGCUGGUGCAGACAUCAAAGAAAUGCAAACAAUGAACACAUUCUCUGAUGUUUACAACUCUGACUUCUUAAAAGGCUGGGAAGCUGUAGCCAGAUGUCGCAAACCAGUUAUUGCAGCUGUUAAUGGAUAUUCUCUGGGUGGAGGCUGUGAGCUGGCAAUGAUGUGUGACAUUAUCUACGCUGGAGAGAAAGCUCAGUUUGGACAGCCAGAAAUUACAUUGGGAACCAUUCCUGGUGCUGGAGGAACUCAGAGAUUAACAAGAGCUGUGGGAAAGUCAAAAGCUAUGGAGAUGGUGCUCACUGGCAAUAGAAUAUCAGCACAAGAAGCAGAGAAAGCUGGUUUGGUUAGUAAAGUUUUUCCCCCUGAUCAAGUUGUAGGCGAAGCAUUAAAAACAGCAGAAAAAAUUGCCAGCUUCUCAAAGACCAUUGUAGCUAUGUGUAAAGAAGCAGUGAACACAGGCUAUGAACUUACACUAGCUGAAGCCAUCCAUUUUGAAAAGAGAUUGUUUCAUGCAACAUUUGCCACAAAUGACAGGAAAGAAGGAAUGACAGCCUUUGUUGAAAAAAGAUCCCCCAAUUUUAAGGAUUCAUAAAUUUGUGAUCAGCAAAUGUUUCUUCUAGAUUUUGUUAUUCUUUACUAUUAUGUGUAAAUUCAUAAAGUAUUAAACAGCUUGAACCUAACAAA